Messenger RNA from Trematomus bernacchii (emerald rockcod), 1964 nucleotides. It is a transcript of the gene vamp4, whose product is annotated as vesicle-associated membrane protein 4. Gene Ontology annotation, cellular component: membrane. The record is from RefSeq and is a predicted model, not a curated record. Lineage: Eukaryota; Metazoa; Chordata; Actinopteri; Perciformes; Nototheniidae. Gene Ontology annotation, biological process: Golgi ribbon formation; vesicle-mediated transport. The coding region runs from base 247 to 669 and encodes 140 amino acids. The transcript has 8 exons.
CCUGGUCAGCUGAUUCUGACGGAGCAGAGACAGCAGACCGCUAACAUCCUUAAUGAUUAUCCUGUCUCAUCGUCACGGACAGCAUUUGAAAUGAAAGUAUCAACACCGUGAAGGAGCCAACCUAAACCCUGAAUACCCUGGAUUAACACCUGAGUCUUCUCGUGUUUGUGUUUUUCAGCAUCGGGCUUCGGAUCUUGUGGAAAACAGCAGAGGGAGCCAGACCAGGAGGAGCAGCCUGAAGACAACAUGCCCCCCAAGUUUAAACGACACCUCAACGAUGACGAGGUCACCGGAUCGAUUCGCAGCGAGAGGAGGAACCUACUUGAAGAGGACUCUGAUGAGGAGGAAGACUUCUUUCUGAGAGGACCCACGGCACCCAGAUUUGGACCUCAGAAUGACAAGUUCAAACAGGUGCAGUCGCAGGUUGACGAGGUGAUCGAUGUGAUGCAGGAGAACAUCUCCAAGGUGAUAGAGAGGGGCGAGCGGCUCGAGGACCUGCAGGACAAGUCAGAGAGCCUAUCGGACAACGCGUCGGCCUUCAGUAGCCGAGCCAAACACCUGCACAGGAGGAUGUGGUGGCGAGACAUGAAGAUGAAGCUGAUUAUUGCCUUGGUAGUCAUUGCUCUCCUGCUCAUAAUCAUCAUCCCAGUGAUCCUGCGAUAUCGCUAGUGUCUGAAGAGAAGGAUGGGGGAGAAUCUUUCAUCUCUCUCUUUUGCACACAGUCCUCCACUCCAGCUAGGGGGCGCCAAUCACCCUCCUCAGUGUCAGCCUGUGCACCCCCAAGGAUCUGACCUCAACUUGCCCUUAAUACCGAUCUUAUCAUUGGUAUUUCCACAUAAAUCUGUUGUGAGAUCAGUACUAAGGCUUGGUUUGACCCUUGGUUUGAAACUAAUCCACAGCAAGGGGACACAGGCGACUUGCGGGGAUAUUUUAGUGCAGUUUGGGAGUAAAUUACCCCUCUAGUCAAUGUGAAGGAGGGCUCCAUGCCAUGAAACAUAUCACAUGUAGGGCCCUGUCUUUGCCUUGGUAACAGGGAAACUCCUGGUCUUGCAUUAUUACACAAUAUAGAUAGACACUGUAAAGACAGGAAGUCCAUGCCAACUGUUUUCUUACUUUAGCUGGUCUGAAUCUGCUGCAGCAGCCUCACAUAAAGAGGGCCUUAGCAUCUAUCGAAUGAACCUCAGAUGUCUAUCCACGUGCUCUUCUCUGUGCCGGAGGAUGAGAGCAUUUAUAGGGAACAUUUUUGUGAGCACAAGCACAUUGCACCGUUCAACACGAGGAGAGGGAACAUCUGAGGUUCAUCUGCAUAGUUGGCUUCUUUUAAUCAUCAAAAAGAGUUUCUGACAGGAUAGUGAUUUCAUCUAUAAGGUAUUUGUCAUUAUCAGUGCAGAUGACUUGAAAGGGGCCUAGAAAGAACAUCAUAUUUCUAAUGAUUCUGUUCCAUGAAUAGUUUAUUAUCUUCUACAGUCAAACUAAAACACCCGGGUUAUGAAUGUCUCCUCGGCCCUCGACUCUCUCACCAUCUCACCUUCCUCCUCUGGUCACGGCUGUCCUACUUUCCUGCUGGUGACAUCAAACCGUUUUCUCACUCUGCACAUGGUUCUCUUCAGUUUUAAUACUGCUUCUGUCUUUUUCCCCCUCAUUUUGAAAGUUCUUCUCUGGGCGCUCGAUGUGCUGCUUGUAUGGAUGCUGGUGUUCCUGUCGCCACUGAGUUUGACUCAUUGUAUUGUUACAUUAUUUUGAAGCAGGAGUGAUUUAAUGGAUGCAAGUUAGAAGUUGAGCUGUGAAACAAACAUAGGUGUCAUUGUGUCUGGAUUAAUGAACUGUAUAAUACAUUGUAAUUUUAUUAUUUUGACUGUAAUUUAUUUUAGCUGUAAAUAUUGGUAAUGAUGUACAAUACUCUGGCAUUGCAUUGGAAGACUGUGAUAUACGGAUGCUCUGAAAUAAAGUGAUUUUAAAGGGCA